CUCGGCUGGAGAGAGUCGCGUUCCAGACAGUGGAAGAAGAGGGGCUGCGAGCCAGGCGAUUUCUCCUAACGCCACACUCCGCAGAAGACGGAACAGCCCCGCGGACACCCAAAGAUUUCCCAAGAAUCUUUCAGACAGCCGAGUGGCAGCGCCUCGCCUACCUCGUCCAUCCCACCGUCCAUCCCUUCGGAAGUAAAGAGGACGUUUCACUCCGAUGAGACUUUGUUUCCUUCUUGGGGUCUUCGGGGAGAGAAAGAUUGGUUGGGGCGGAGGAGAAGGAACCCCCCCCUCAAACUGCCGGCUCGUAAACUGAGGACUUGGAAGAAGGCCGUCGAAGGAGUCCCCGCUGCCAAGGAGCGAUGCCACCGAGGUCGACAGAGUCCACGUGGCUCCAAGGGAUGGUGGCGGGCAACGAGAGCGAGGCGGCUGCUCCGGGGACCUCGUCCCCGCAGGCUGGGGCAGUAUUCGCCAUCCGCUGCUUGAUCCCCUCGCUCUACCUGCUCAUCAUGGCCAUGGGUUUGCUGGGCAACUUCACGUUGCUGAAGAUCUUCGCCGCCCGGAGCGCCUCCCGGAGCGUGCCCAACAUCUUCAUCUCCAGCCUGGCCGCCGGAGACCUGCUGCUGCUGCUUACCUGCGUCCCGGUCGACGCCUCCCGCUUCUUCCUCGAGGAAUGGCUCUUCGGCGAGGUGGGCUGCAAACUGCUGCCGGCCAUUCAGCUUACCACCGUGGGCGUUUCCGUCUUCACCCUCACCGCCCUCAGCGCCGACAGGUACAAAGCCAUUGUAAAUCCAAUGGAUAUUCAAGCACCCAAUGCAGUGCUCUGGACAUGUAUUAAAGUAAUCGGCAUCUGGAUAAUUUCCAUCUUGCUAGCAGUCCCUGAAGCCGUUUUCUCUGAGGUGGCACACAUCAACGAUUCAGAUAAUGUCAGCUUCACAGAAUGUAUGCGCUAUCCCUUGAAGGAUGAUCUGCACCCAAAGAUUCAUUCAGUGAUGAUACUUUUGGUAUACCUUCUUAUCCCACUCACCAUCAUUAGUAUUUAUUAUUACCAUAUUGCAAAGACAUUAAUGAAGAGUGCACACAAUCUGCCGGGAGAAUACAAUGAACAAUCUAAAAAACAGAUGGAAACUCGAAAACGCCUGGCCAAGAUUGUAUUGGUUUUUGUUGGGCUGUUUGCUGUGUGCUGGCUGCCAAAUCAUGUGUUAUACAUGUAUCGGACUUUCAAUUAUCAUAAGAUUGACCCAUCCCUCGGCCACAUGGUUAUUACCUUGUUGGCUCGAGUGCUGAGUUUCAGCAAUUCAUGUGUCAACCCAUUUGCCCUGUACUUCCUCAGUGAGAAUUUUCGGAGACACUUCAAUAGCCAACUUUGCUGCUGCAGGAUUCAUCCUCAGCCAAGGUCUACCAGCUACCUGAACAAUUCUUCAGCCAUGCGGGUGUCUUCAUUGGGGAACCAUCCAAGGCACACUGUUGCUAUGACAACCCUGCUGAAUGGGCAUACCCCUAAACAAGAGAUGUCAUUGUGAUUAACCAGUGCAACGUCUGACCUCAAAAAGAAAUUAUUUUAAUCAUCUUUCUUGUGGCUGGCCUCAGUUCCUUUAAAAAGCCAAUAGAUCCUAAUCUAAGGGAUGUCAUAUCCUGAUCUAGGGAUAAGUAUUUAUUAAUUAUCACUGUUGUAAGAAAUGGAGGCUAUUAUGCUUUCCUUACUCUUGACUGAAGAAAUGCUUCCAAGCUUAUUGUCUUAAAAAGUUGAACAUAAAUGAAGUAUGAAAAGGGCAUACAUGCUCACCUGCCACUUGAAGGGAAUUAGUCUAGGUUUCCAGGUGUGUAGAUAGCUCUGGAAGUCAGGCAUCUCUUUUGUCAAGAGUUUGUUUUUCCAGUCCCACACAAAGGCAUUGCUGCUUAUGUCACCUCUGCUGAACUUAAACAAUGAGCUUGGUAAAAAUAAAAAUGUUACUUGGCUAUUCCCUUUCAAAUGAUUUUAUUCAGAUUGGAUGACGCUCCUAAAGAAGAAGAGCUUGGGGAAAGCACCGUCCAAGUUGUUUGACUAGCUGUUUACAAAGCAGUAUGACUGUAGCUGGAUCAGGGUCAUCCAGGUGCAAAUGCCACACCAAGAUAUUGUGAACUACAUAUUUGGAAUUAAGUAACACUGAAAUGAGCAUGAAUUCGGGGCAAACUCUGGGAGACAGUGGAAGACAGGUGACCUGGCUUGGUAUGGUCCAUGAGCGAACAAUUGGACAUGACUGAACAACAACACUGACAAACUGGGCAAACACCCUAUAUAUUUAUCUUUUACAUUUGCUCUGUACUUCAUCUUUUCAUUUUAUCAGAUUAACAGAGUUGGAAGGGACCUUAUAGGUCAUCUAGUCCAACCUCCCGCUCAAGCAGGAGACUCUACACCAUUUCUGACAAAUGGCAGUCUAAUCUUUUCUUGAAAGUCUCAAGAGACGAAGCUCCCACAACUUCCGAAGGCAAGCUGUUCCAUUGGUUGAUUGUUCUCACUGUCAGUAAUUUCCUCCUCAUUUCUAGGUUGAAUCUCUCCUUGGUCAGUUUCCAUCUAUUAUUCCUUGUCUGGUCUUCAGGUGCUUUGGAAAAUAGCUUGACCCCCCUCCUCUCUGUGACAGUCCCUCAAAUAUUGGAACACUGCUAACUCUAGGUUAUUCAACUUGACUGACCAACAGCAAACAAAGAACACAAAACAAUGAACCUGUCAUUGAACAAGACUUUGUUGACAUCAAAAACUUGGCUUUACAGCCAGGAAAGCUAAGCACAACUUCUGUGAGAUGUUUCACAGCUUGGGAGUGACAGUGGAAAAAGUGUAAGGCCUCAAACUCUGAUAUUGUGCUCAUCUUUUUUUUUUAAUCUGUAUCAUAUAUUCCAGGGGUGGGUUCUAAAAUUUUUUACUACCGGUUCUGUGGGCGUGGCUUAUUUUGUGGGCAUGGUUUGAUGGUCAUAUGACAAACAAUUCUUUAGGAUUUAGCAGAGGUACUGGUCUACCAGGCUUUUUACUGCUUGCAGAGCUGUACCAGUCUACCCAUUUGUUUUUGGAGCGUUCCAGUCUAACUAUUUGUUUUUGGAGUGCACCGGUCUAUCCAUUUGUUUUUUAGAACGCACUGGUCUACCACCACACUGUAUUUUACCGCUGAUCAGCUGUAGGGCAGCCCUUUGAAGCGCCAUGGCAAGAGUUUAAACAGUUUUUUGCCGCUCUGCCACCACCGAGAGCAUCGGAAACCACUUUCAGGCAGUUUGGCCUCAGUUGCCAAUCUACCACCACCAAGUGGUUUACAAGGAGUGGAUCGGUUCUAGCCGAUCAGUUGGGAGGCUUCUUGGCUUCUCAAUUGAAAGCUAAGAUGUCUUGGUUUAUUUCCCCCUCUUCUUUGUCAAGUGAGCUCUGAUUUUUUUCCUUCUAGCAGAUCAACUGACACUCAGGAGGCAGCGAAUAGAUUGGGGGCAGGCCAGGCAGAGGUGGUAUUUACCGGUUCUCCAAACUACUCAAAAUUUCCACUACCGGUUCACAAGAACCGGGGAGAACCUGGUAGCAAUCCACCACUGAUAUGUUCCUAUUGUAUGAAGAAGGAAAGCAGUGGUAACCUUAGAUGCAUUAACUCAGCUACCCAUGUAAAGUUUUUACUGCCUGUCCAUGUUUGGAUCUCAGAAAACUGGAAACUCAGCCUUUUUUUAAAGCUGUAUAUGGAAUCCUUGCAUUUUUUAAAACAGGUGGCAGCAUGGAGCCAGGGCACCUGAUUGCCAAAGCCAGUUUUCUCCUUCCAAAGGAUCAUCUAAAUGGGGAAACACAGAUGUGAUAAAAGCAGCUUGAAGAUAAUUCAGAACUAGGAAACAAGUAGAGGAAAAAAGAUCAUUAUCUAACUUAUUCAUUAGCCUUUACCUAAUAAAGAUGAUAUCAGAGAGGGUGAACUUGAUUCUGUUCUGCCCAAUUCCUGAACAAAAGAGAAACAAUUAUUUACUAUUUUUUUAAAAAAAAAUGCAGUCUACUCCUGUGUGUGAUCCUCAAAAUCUGUCACAUGCCAUGGAGCCAUGGUUAGAAUGCAGUAUUGCAGACUAACUCUGCCCACUGCCAGGAAUUCGAGCCUCACUGGCUCAAGGUUAACUCAACCUUCCAUCUUUCUGAAGUCGGUAAAAUGAGGACCCAGAUUGAUGGGGUUAAUAUGCUGACUCUGUAAACCGCUUAGAGAAUGCUGUACACAGUGCUGUAAAGCACUAUGAAGGGGCAUAUGUGUCUAAUGCUAUUGCUAUUGCUACUUUCAGGCGAUGUUUUCUUUCUGCCGACAGGGCCCUGUGGACUACUUGAAGCAACUCCGGGUCAUACAGGUCUUUGUUCUUGAAACGGCUUUGAAGAAUGCGUGUCUGCGGUCUCUGUGGCUUCUAAAAACUCUGCAAAAGCAUACCCUGCUCUUGCAUAAUGUUUUGAGGCUCCAGAGAUCAUGCCUGAGCAGGGGCCUGUCAUACCACUUCCAGCGGGUCCAGAGGCUGCACAAGAGGACAUGCCUUCAUAGCCUCUGAAAAUUGCGCAAGAACAAAGUGUGCUUUUAAGAAUAGUUGUUGGUGAGUAGUGGCAUGUCACCCAAAAUAUUGUGGCAUGUCACUUUUGACACUCAUGUUGCAGGGUUUGCCAUCCCUGAAGAAGAUCAUGAGCAGUCAUGAUCUCUGGCACCUACAAUCAUGAUCCAACCACCAAAUCCAUAUGCUGAGCAAGCAUUUUCCAAAAGGAGAAUCAUGUGAGUCUCCCUGUCUCUCCACCAUUCCCAAACUAUGGGAGAUUAUAGUUUUUAUGUCAGUCACAAGAUUACCAGAGUUUGCACUAAAUCCCAAGGAUGCCAAAAUGACAACCUAUCCGUGGUGAGGUCAUUGUGUAAAUCAUGCAACUACAGACUCUUUUCCCAACAUCUAAUUAAGCACAUAAGUGGUAUCAUUUGCAUGAGGAUUAUAUGUGUGUUUUGCCUCUUACCUCAGGUGCGAAGGUUCAAGGUCAGAUGCUAAUUAAACUGAUUUAUUGCUCACACCUAUGCAUGACUUAGACCUUUUGUGGGAACUCCAAAGUAGAGAAGGCUAAUUCCUCUUUUGACUCUGCCCCAGGCCCUGACAGUCCUUUUCCUACACUCUAUAUAGAAUAAGAAAAGAAACCUUAGCAAUAAAAAUAAAAACAGGCAACAAAAUUUAAUAAACAAUUAUAAUGGUUUAACACUGGGCUAUGACUUGACAAGAAAGGAUUAGCUUAUCGAAAGAAAUGAGAUUCAAUUUGCUAUCUUUUAUUGUUGCUUUCUGUUCAGCAUGCAGAAAAGGCUUGUGGCUGCUUAUGUGGGUAGAAAAAGAGUAUCUUUGAACCUUUGGCUCUGCUGCCUUUUCUUUUAGGAGAUCAAUGGGCCUAAAAGUCAAUGCGCUGUGUAGCUUGAUAAUCUGUGACCGGUCAUUGUCUUGAACUCCUGUGAAAUCAUCUUCAGACCGGUCAUCUUCAUAUGGUGUCUCAUAUGGAUCAAUUUGAAUGGAUGAUCUAUAAAUGUUGAUUUGAUAUUGUUCUAUGUAAUAAUCAUUAAAAAUGUUUAAA
Molecule: messenger RNA, 5557 nt
Organism: Pantherophis guttatus
Lineage: Eukaryota; Metazoa; Chordata; Lepidosauria; Squamata; Colubridae
Gene: NMBR
Product: neuromedin B receptor
Biological process (GO): bombesin receptor signaling pathway
Cellular component (GO): plasma membrane
Molecular function (GO): bombesin receptor activity
Source: RefSeq, a predicted model, not a curated record